AUUGUUUAUUUUAUUCAAUUGUCAAUACAAUUGAGAGGCAAAGGAAAUUCAUUUGUCCAGUAAUUUGUUUGCGGAAGUAUAUUAAUUUAUUAUUUUAAUUUGUAAUGGAUAAUAUUGGUUUAAAUACAGACGAAACAAAACCUGAUUUGGAGUCAGGAAGAUCGAUAUGCCGGUGCUGUUUGACUACAGACAGACGGAUGUCGAAUGCGUCCAUAUACGAAGCUUUUUUCCAAGAUCUAGCUGGUGUUACUGUGUCAGAGUCUGACGGUCUACCGCAGUGGGUCUGCUACGUGUGCAGCAGGCUGCUGUACAAAGCAGUCCGCUUCAAGCACAAGCUGCUCAAAGCGCAUAACCUUCUAUACGAGUACCUCACCAGAUGUGCGCCGUUUCCUAUAGACGCUCAGGACCCGGAGCUCGGCAAGUAUGCCAGUCCAAACCUAUCCCCAACCAGCACCCUGGCGCUCGACGUCAGCGGGAAGGCCAGGUUGGGCUUCCACAAACCAAUACAGCACGAGAAACAGAUAACAGCAACAGAGCUGGACGUCUUGGACCUGCCCUUGCUCGUGGUGGAUAAAACUGAGAAUGAGGAGGUGGCGUUCGAGGGUGGCUUCUCCGAUUACGAGGACAACAUCACCCUGGAGGAGUACAAAUCCAGUACAAACAAAAUAGGCAAUGAACUAUCUGAAAUGCUACAGACGGCGGAUGAGAACUUCCUCUUAGAAGUAAAGAAGAAGAAGAAAUUGAAGAAAAAGGAGAAAUUGAAGAAGAAGAAACCUAGUGACUCGAUGGUAAAUGAGCCCACAGUUAAGCCGUCGAUAAGGAAAGCGGUGGAACUGGACCCCACCAAGAUCAGAAUGGUGAUACUCAAUCCCCAGGACCAGAUCAAGCAGAGGGAGGAGGAAAGUAAAGCGGCCUUCAAAUUUCCAUUCCAGUGCAAUCUGUGCUUUAAAGGCUUCAAUUUUGAGUCCAAAUUACAAAAUCACAUGACCAAACACAGUCCGUCUCGCGGGCCGUUCGAGUGCAAGCUGUGCCACAUGUACCUGCCGACGGCGUACAGCUACAGCGUGCACAGUCUCAUACACACGCGCCGCUACGAGUGCCUCAAGUGCUCGCGCCGCAUGACCGACAAGGCCUCCAUCCUCGACCACUACAGGACGCAGCAUGAGGGUCUGCUGACGCUGUUCACGUGUCAGCUGUGUGGAAAGGUAUCCAGCAACUGUAAGACGCACCGAGGCCACAUGCGCAACAACCACGGCGGCGACCGGCCCAAGUGCGAGCAGUGCGGGAAGAGCUUCGUGAAUAAGGACUCGCUCGCUGAACACGUACAAAUACAUCAGGGCAUCAAGAACUACGAGUGCGCGACAUGCGGCAAGCGGUUCCGUACGCGAACGCAGAUCAAGCACCACCAGCUGAAGCACACCGACGUCAAGGAGUUCUACUGCGUGGAGUGCGACACCAGAUUCAAAUCUGCGCACAAUCUACGGCAGCAUCUCCUGAAGAGUUUAAAACAUAAAGACAAACAAAGUCUCAAGUUCGCGUGCGGGCGCGCGGGCUGCGCGCGGCGGUUCGCGUGCGCGCGCGCGGCGGCGGCGCACGCGCGCGUGGCGCACUAGUUAGGAUAGAUAUAG
Messenger RNA from Galleria mellonella (greater wax moth), 1628 nucleotides. Its product is annotated as zinc finger protein 879-like. NCBI's taxonomy places the organism in Eukaryota, Metazoa, Arthropoda, Insecta, Lepidoptera, Pyralidae. Bases 105 to 1613 code for a protein of 502 amino acids. Gene Ontology annotation, molecular function: RNA polymerase II transcription regulatory region sequence-specific DNA binding; zinc ion binding; DNA-binding transcription factor activity, RNA polymerase II-specific. Gene Ontology annotation, cellular component: nucleus. Gene Ontology annotation, biological process: regulation of transcription by RNA polymerase II. The transcript has 13 exons. The record is from RefSeq and is a predicted model, not a curated record.